Momordica charantia (bitter melon) is the source of this 790-nucleotide messenger RNA. Its product is annotated as Excinuclease ABC, C subunit, N-terminal. Lineage: Eukaryota; Viridiplantae; Streptophyta; Magnoliopsida; Cucurbitales; Cucurbitaceae. The record is from RefSeq and is a predicted model, not a curated record.
UUUUGUAAUGUGUCCUAAAAAUGAAACAAAUUGUAGUUGAGCAUGAAUCAACUGUCAAUCAAACGGCCAAACGGCAAUUUCCGAACCGGCGCCAAAGAAGAGGAACCAGGGAGCGAAUGAGACUCCUCUCUCACACAUUUCGUUGCCAUAAAUCCCCAAUUUCAAAUCCAAAACCCUCGUCUUCUUCUUCAACCAAGGAUCCAUCUGCUGCGACUUUGAGCUUCGAAUCGCAGCUGAAGCCGAAGCCAUGGUGUGUGUAUCUCAUCAUCUCCUCCAAUUCCCCCUUCAAAACCUAUGUUGGGGUCACCCUCAACUUCUCUCGCCGUUUGAAACAGCAUAAUGGUGAAAUAAAAGGCGGUGCAAAAGCAACUCGAGCAGGACGACCCUGGGUUUGUGCGUGCAUGAUUCAUGGUUUUAAAGACCAAAGUCAAGCUUGUGAAUUUGAAUCAAAAUGGAAAGAAGUUUCAAGGAAAAUUGCCCAUAAGAGAAAGAAGGAUGAUGAAGAAGAGCAGGCAGAUGAACAGAAAUUAAGAUUGCUGAAGAACAGGCAAAGAGCUCUAGAAAAAGUGAAGUUUAUGUUUGAUUGCAGCCGAUUUGAGUUUGAUGGGCAAUUGGAUCCUUUCUGAUUCUUUUUACAGUUUUCGUGUUUUAUUAUUUUUUUCCUUUUACAAUAUUUAUCUUUUUAUCUUCAUAUUUAUGAAGUGAAGUUAAUCAGUAGCAUUUGUAUUGUAACAUUGUUAAAUAUUCUAUGAUUUGAAAUAAUAUAUUGGUACAAUAACAGCUUUGGAAA